This is a messenger RNA of Cicer arietinum (chickpea), 2050 nucleotides long. Its product is annotated as glucan endo-1,3-beta-glucosidase 14. The record is from RefSeq and is a predicted model, not a curated record. Gene Ontology annotation, molecular function: hydrolase activity, hydrolyzing O-glycosyl compounds. NCBI's taxonomy places the organism in Eukaryota, Viridiplantae, Streptophyta, Magnoliopsida, Fabales, Fabaceae. Gene Ontology annotation, biological process: carbohydrate metabolic process.
CCUUACUUACUUCCAAGGCAAACUAACCAAACCAUACACAAAUCUCAUCUCAAUUUUUUUCUUUUCUCCUCUGCCUCCAAAUUUUCAAACAAACAAAAAAAGGAAUUCAUUCAUUCCCCUUUAGAGCAUAGCUCUAAAUAUAUAUCCAUAUUUUUGUCACUCCAAAAUUAGAACUAUUCACAACUCACAAUGGCAACAAGAUUUACUCAAAAAAUGACAAUCAAUUAUAUUCUUCUAGCAUUAUUUAUCUUUGCAGAUAAUGUUAUGUUUGUUCAAGUUGCAUCAUUUGGAAUCAAUUAUGGACAAGUAGCUAACAAUUUGCCACCACCAAACAAAGUCCUUGAACUCCUCAGCACCUUAAAGAUAACAAAAACAAGAAUCUACGACACGAAUCCGCAAAUUCUUCAAUCUUUCUCAAACUCAAACGUCGAAAUCAUCGUAACGAUCGAAAACCAAAUACUAAACCAAUUAAGUGAUCCACAACAAGCUUUUGAAUGGGUAAGCAGCCAUAUAAAACCAUAUCUUCCAGAAACAAAGAUCACAGGAAUUCAAGUAGGAAAUGAAGUGUUCACAGAAAUAGACACAAGCCUUAUUCAAUAUCUUGUUCCAGCAGUGAUUAACAUUUACAAUGCUCUAGUUCAACUAGGCUUAGACACAAAAAUCCACGUGUCAACACCUAGUUCAUUAGAAGUACUUGAAGAAUCUUACCCUCCUUCAGCUGGUAGUUUCAGAAGUGAAAUAUCUGAGAUCAUGUAUCAAUUAUUAAGCUUCUUGUCAAAGACAAAAUCACCCUUUUGGAUCAAUGCUUAUCCUUAUUUUGCAUAUAAAAAUGACCCUGAUAAAAUUUCAUUAGACUAUGUAUUAUUUAAUCCUAAUGAAGGAAUGGUUGAUCCAAAUACAAUGUUACAUUAUGAUAACAUGCUUUAUGCAAUGGUAGAUGCAGUUACAUUUGCAAUAGCUAAAUUGGGUUUUAAAGGAAUAGAAGUAAGAGUUUCUGAGACUGGUUGGCCAUCAAAAGGUGACAGUGAUGAAAUUGGUGCUACAUUGGAGAAUGCUGAGAUUUAUAAUAGGAAUUUGUUGAAGAGACAAAUGGAUAAUGAAGGGACACCUUUGAGUCCUAGAAUGAGAUUGGAAGCAUAUUUGUUUGCAUUGUUUAAUGAAAAUAUGAAGAAUGGACCAAACUCAGAAAGGAAUUAUGGUUUAUUUGAGCCAGAUGAAAGUAUGACUUAUAAUGUUGGACUUUCUGCUUUUGCUAAGUCUUCAACUUCUUCUACUUCAAUUUCUCUUACCUCCUCUGCCACUAGGACAAAGGCUGCACGAAAGGAUUGUCAAAGCUUGUUCUACUGGAUGUUUGUGUAUUUGCUGAUUUCAUCAUUUUGUGACUUUAUUUGAGAAGACUAUUAUAAAACGAGUGAAUCAUGUGUACAUAUAUUUAUUUUUUUCUUUAAAAAAAAAAAGUGUUGGGAUUUUUAUAUCCUUCUAGUUGCAAAAAGGAGACACCUUAAAGUAUAUUAUCAAGAAUAUGAUAUUAUAUAUUAAAGGUAACCCUAUUUUGCAGAAAUCAAAGACUAAGACACUUUACAAUCAAUGGGGCAACAAAAUCAGAGGUACUACAAAGAGACAUAGCAAUUUAUUACUUUACACUACCAUUAGUCACAUUCCAGCAACAAGCAUGUGGCAAUGACGUUAUAUUGACCUUAUUUUAAGUAGAUAAGGACCAAAUGCCACCUCAUUCUUUUAUUAGAAAAAAGAUGUUGUACAAGAAUGUUACAAUUUAAAUUUAAAUAUAUUAAAUUGUCAAAAAGGGAGUGUAAUUUUGUAUAUUAAUAUUUUGGAUUUUGUAUAAUUAAUUUCAUUCAUCUAAUGAAGAAUAGUAAAAAUAAAUAAGUUGUUGGCUUUGGAUAAAGUAUGAGGCUAGUCUUGUUUACCUCAUAACUCAUAUUAUUGGAUACUAUGAAAAGUCCAACUUUAUGGGACGUGUAAUCCAUUAAUUAUUUUGUGUGUGUGUAUAUGAGUAUAUAUAUUACCUGAUAUUACUCUUCUUUCUCUC